Colletotrichum spaethianum is the source of this 249-nucleotide messenger RNA. RefSeq lists its product as uncharacterized. Lineage: Eukaryota; Fungi; Ascomycota; Sordariomycetes; Glomerellales; Glomerellaceae. The record is from RefSeq and is a predicted model, not a curated record. The coding region runs from base 1 to 249 and encodes 82 amino acids. The transcript has 2 exons.
AUGCUUUUCAAGUCAACGCUCGCACUGUCUCUCGCCUUUACGGCAGAUGCAUUUGCGGUCCGACGUGGCGCAAACGGCUGGUCUGCACCGACCGUUGAUGACCACCUCAUCACUGGUUUCACCGCCGCUGUCAACUUAGAUCCUGCUGCAACCACUCUGGUUGGACAAAAAGCUCUUCUCACAUCCACCACUGGAAAUAACUCCACGUUCAACCUAGACGAUCUCAAUGCCCACGGGAGUAAGCCGUAA